AUGAAAUUAAUUAAUAACUUAUCGAUUGAUGGACAAUUGGCCGCCAUCUGUGUAUCAUAUGAUCGUCUAGCUUUUGUUUACCGACGUUUUCCACGGAUAAAAAAAUCGACUACACAAUUAAAAAAUAUAUUGGAAUUUGAUCAUUAUUUUGCCUUGCAUAAUCAUUCUCUUAAAAACUUAGCUGAUCACGUUCGGUUGCCUUCUUCAAUUCGAUGGGUGACAGCAAUCGUAUCUUAUGGAACAGAAUCCCGAUAUCUUUUGUGUGAUCCUCGAAGUCAACAAUUACUUCUCUAUCAAGCUAUGGAUGGUGUUCUCAUUCGUCGUUUUCAUAUUGGACCAGUCAAUGCAUACUGUCUCACUGAUGGCCGACUAGUUUUAUGGAUACAAAAAGCAUAUGCCAGUUCACCAAUUGGAAAAAUACAUUUUAUUAGUACUCCUCAUGUAGAAAAGUANCGCUUAAGUAUGUAA
Rotaria sp. Silwood2 is the source of this 468-nucleotide messenger RNA. The record is from the annotation of a GenBank genome assembly. Lineage: Eukaryota; Metazoa; Rotifera; Eurotatoria; Philodinida; Philodinidae.